This is a messenger RNA of Dioscorea cayenensis subsp. rotundata (Guinea yam), 1141 nucleotides long. RefSeq names its product protein DEHYDRATION-INDUCED 19-like. The record is from RefSeq and is a predicted model, not a curated record. NCBI's taxonomy places the organism in Eukaryota, Viridiplantae, Streptophyta, Magnoliopsida, Dioscoreales, Dioscoreaceae. The transcript is spliced from 5 exons. The coding region runs from base 119 to 823 and encodes 234 amino acids.
GAAAAGCAGAGAGAGAGAGAGAGAGAGAGAGAAUCGGUGGAAAGGUCUCGUUUUGGGGGUCUUUUUGGUGGGUGGGUUCGUGGGAUCGGCUUCUCUUGUGAUCUAAUCUUCUCUGCGAAUGGAUUCCGAUCUCUGGAUCGCCCGCCUUGCUGCCGCCAAAAGGAACCUAGCGCUUCAGCAUCAGCACCAGCAAUUGCAGCAGCACAGCUCCCAAGCUGAUCGGUUGAGCAUAGAUGAUUUCGAGGUGGAGGAAGAGUUCCGGCCGGAUUUUCCAUGCCCGUAUUGCUACGAGGAGCAUGACAUCUCGUCGCUGUGUUCUCAUCUUGAGGAUGAGCACCCGUUUGAAUCUAAGGCCGCUGUUUGCCCUAUAUGUUCAGCGAAGGUUACAAGGGACAUGCUAAAUCACAUCACAGUGCAACAUGGGCAUUUGUUUAGACUGCAGAGGCGUCGAAAAUUACAGAGAGUUGCCAUUCCCAGCAGCCAGGCACUUUCUUUACUGGGGAGAGACCUCCGUGAGGCUCAUAUUCAGGUGCUUUUAGGAAGUGGAGGCUACCGAUCAAGAAAUAAUAAUGCAUCAAGUGGAGCGGCUGAUUCCUUUCUCUCAUCACUUGUUUUGAAUUUCCCAACAUCUGAAGCAGAAGAAAGUUUGAAAUCUUUGACGUCCAAGGACAGUAGUAUCAAAAGAGUAACACCUUCGCAAACUUGGAAAUCAAGUUCUGAUUCUUUCAUGAGUUAUGAGGAGAGGGAGAAACAGCGGAAACAGGCCAUCGUUCGUGCGAACUUCAUCCAGGACCUGUUGCUUUCCACUCUAUUUGGUGAUUAAUGAAAAGUUGUUUAUGCUUUGACGAAAAGGUCAAUCGGAUUCCAAUUUCGCAAGGAACAUGCAAGUAUUUGGAGUCCUGAUGGCUUUCAACGAUGAUUCGUCAUCGUGGUAGUAUCCAUUCCAUUAAUAUGUUGUUUCCUGUGUUCUCCCGGCAUCAUGCACAGUGCUCCCAGACAUGCUAUUUGAGAGCUGCAUGCUGAAAGUUCAUGAUCUAUUCAUAUGCCAACCAUCAGCAGGCCUUCUUUUCUACCAAAUAAACUCUGCACGUUUGUGUUUCUUAUGAAUUUAUUUUAUAUAUGCCCUGACAGUUCAUUUGUC